Molecule: messenger RNA, 1110 nt
Organism: Plasmopara halstedii
Lineage: Eukaryota; Oomycota; Peronosporomycetes; Peronosporales; Peronosporaceae
Product: gaf domaincontaining protein
Exons: 1
Coding region: 1-1110 (369 amino acids)
Source: RefSeq, a predicted model, not a curated record
AUGAACUUUAGCAUUAGCGAUUUCUCGCAAUCUAUGUCUAGAACUUCUCGUGAUUUCAAGGACGAAGAUAUUGCAGUAGUAGCGUUAGCUGCCAAAGCUCGUGCCACGGUGGAGGCAUCUCAGCACGUAUUUGUGACUCUCGGAUGGAAAGAACGCAAAGAUGGCCAAGGUGUGCGCUUGUUUGAGCGAAAAUCAACCCCUGGAGUGUUUGACAUUGCGGCGUCCACGAGUCUCCCUUGCAGUGCCAGCGAAAUCAUAGAGGCUCUCUCCAGCCGUAAUAGUGAUGAAUUUAAUGCUACGAUGUUAGCCCUUGCGGGUGAUGGCUUUUCGUUUGCAGUCACGCUUCGAGAAAUACCGACGGCAUCGCCUCAUGUUCAUUUGACAAUCAAACGCAUGCAGUUUUCUGGCUCUAUUCCGCUAGUUUCGAGCACCAAGACGUUUGAGUUUCUAGAUUACGCUGAAUAUGACACCAAGACCCGCACUGCCGUCCGAAUAUUUCAGACGCUAACACGAGAUCGUGCUGGUCGAUUAGCACUAGCUGGUGAUACAUUAGCGGGCUACGUGCUGACAGAACAGACGAAACUGCACCAAACGUCGGUAUUUUACUUUGGAACACAUGCAAUGACUCGGGAAGAAUUGAAAGCCAGAAGCAUUGUCAAGGCAAGACUAAGAGUUAGCACUGCGCGUGAAAGCACGACGCAAGCAUUGCUAAAAUUGGCCAAAGUUAUCCCUACGAUUGGUGCCAUCGCCCUUAGAAGGCGUUUGGGAGCCGAAUACGUGGUUGAUCCCUCUGAAGAAGGCAACAAAAAUUGCCCUGGUUGUGGCAAAGUGGUGAAUGUUUCACGACUGCGAAAAAAGCACGUAUGCUGUAUUUGCAGUCUCGACACAUGUAACUCAUGUUCAAGAUUUCAAGAUGUUGAGAGUCUCAUUGGUGUGAUUGAGCGACUCUGUGUUUGCUGUAUUUGCAUCUCAACGGCACGACAUCGUGCCUUUGAUACUGUCAAUGACGGACCGACUUAUCGUCUACGUCCUAGCGCAACGUCGACGAGCCGCACAAAUUCAACAACACUUUCUAGCACUCGAUCGCAUGUAUUGCCUACUCAUGCAUGA